CACCGGUUGUUAAAAUUAACAAGGUCAAGAACGAACUGCUAGUUUUCUGUCUGAUACCAGAAUACACUGAAUAGUCUAAUCAAUCGUUUGAUUUAUCCUAGUGAUUUACCAAUUUUAAAUAAAAAUGUCAGGUCGGGCAUUUUUGUCAAAGGAUCCUGCCUGGUUGAAGCUAAAAAAUCUGUAUGAUUCUGCUUCAAAAAAUCUGAAGAUGCUGAAUUUGUUUAAUGCUGACUCUCGUCGGUUUGAGAAAUUCAGUGUCUCUUUAGAUGGAAGAGAUGGUCCAAUUCUUGUUGACUUCUCAAAAAAUCUGAUUGAUGAUGAGAUCUUUCAUGCUCUUGUUGAUCUGCUAAAAUCUGCACAAGUAGAAAAAAUGAGAGAUGGAAUGUUUGCUGGGGAAAAAAUCAACUUCACCGAAGACAGAGCUGUUCUCCACACUGCAUUGCGCAACAGAAGUAACACUCCUAUUUAUGUUGAUGGCAAAGAUGUCAUGCCAGAUGUUAAUGCUGUUCUAAAACACAUGAGAGAAUUCACAGAUCAAGUACGACAUGGUCAGUGGAAGGGCUACACUGGGAAAAGUAUCACUGACUGUGUCAACAUUGGUAUAGGUGGUUCUGAUCUGGGCCCAGUGAUGGUUACUGAAGCUUUAAAAAAAUAUCAGUGUGGACCCACAUCUCACUUCAUUUCUAACGUAGAUGGGACACAUCUGGCAGAAACAUUGAAAACUCUGAACCCUGAAACUACACUCUUUAUCAUUGCUUCCAAGACAUUUACUACACAAGAGACUAUAACCAAUGCCAUCUCUGCUAAGAUCUGGUUUUUACAACAUGCUAAUGAUCAAGCUGCUGUAUCCAAGCAUUUUGUUGCUCUCUCAACCAAUGGGCCUAAGUGUAAAGAAUUUGGAAUUGAUGAAAGCAACAUGUUUGAAUUUUGGGAUUGGGUUGGUGGACGCUACUCCCUUUGGUCUGCUAUUGGGCUGUCUAUUGCAUUGAUGAUUGGUAUGGACAACUUUGAGGCUCUGCUGGAUGGUGCCCAUCAUUUAGACAAACACUUCAAAGAAGCUCCACUUGAAAAAAAUAUUCCCAUGAUCCUUGCUGCACUAGGCAUUUGGUACUCCAACUUCUAUGGUGCACAGUCCUACACAAUCCUGCCUUAUGAUCAGUACAUGCACAGAUUCCCAGCCUACUUCCAGCAAGGGGAUAUGGAGAGCAAUGGCAAAUACAUAACCCGCUCGGGUCAGAAAGUGGAUUACUCCACAGGACCCGUAGCCUGGGGAGAGCCUGGCACUAAUGGUCAGCAUGCAUUUUAUCAGCUGAUUCAUCAAGGAACCAACUUAAUUCCUUGUGAUUUUCUUGUCCCUGUUGAAACCCACAACCCUGUCCAGAAUGGACUUCACCACCAGAUCCUGCUGUCUAACUUUCUAGCUCAGACUGAAGCUUUGAUGCGAGGAAAGACAAAAGAGGAGGUGGACACAGAGCUGAGAGCUGCUGGCAUGUCUGAAGAUCAAAUCCAACUGAUUGGCCCCCAUAAAGUUUUUGAAGGCAAUCGACCAAGUAAUUCAAUUGUGUUUCAAAAGUUGACACCUUUCAACCUUGGUGUAUUAAUUGCUAUGUAUGAGAUGAAGAUCUUUGUGCAAGGCAUUGUGUGGGAUAUCAACUCCUUUGACCAAUGGGGUGUUGAGCUGGGCAAGGUCCUGGCUAAAGCUAUCCUCCCAGAGCUGACGUCAGCUGAUGUCAUCAACAGCCACGACUCCUCAACCAAUGGUCUCAUUAACUUUAUUAAGGCACGCAAACCUUGAUGGGUUAAGUUGCUUCUCACCUAGUUUAUUUAUUUAUCCAUGUGCUAGACAAGUUUACUGCACCAUCCAUAUCCACUUAAUGUACAUCAUUCAUAUCCGUAGAGAAAGUGAAACCACAGGAUCUGAUUUUUUUUAUUGAGUUGAUUAUAAAAAAAAACAAGUUCAAUCAAAACAAAUUCUUGUAGUUCAAUGUGAUGAUUUCUGUGAUAUUCUAUGUACUAGAACUUGACAUAUGGGAGAACUCAUGCAAACCACGCCUACUUUUGCCAGCAGGUAGGCCAACUUUGACAGGUAGGAGACAGGGUGCCACCCCCCACAGUGUUAGUUCUGUUCAUUCAUUCACACAUUGCUUGUAUUUUAUACAUUCAAAUUUAUAUUGUUCUUUUUGUUGACAGUGUGUGAAUUAUCUUGAAGCUUGUAUAUUUAUUGCGAUCAAUGAAAGAUAGCGGCUUGUGUUAGUGAAAUACCAGAAUGUGAUAGAGACUUUGUGUUAGUCAAUUAAUUCAGUGCUUAAAGUUGAAUCAACUGAAAUAAAUACAUAAAUCUCCCAGUGGC
Messenger RNA from Physella acuta, 2350 nucleotides. RefSeq names its product glucose-6-phosphate isomerase. Lineage: Eukaryota; Metazoa; Mollusca; Gastropoda; Physidae. The record is from RefSeq and is a predicted model, not a curated record. Gene Ontology annotation, cellular component: cytosol. Gene Ontology annotation, biological process: glycolytic process; gluconeogenesis; glucose 6-phosphate metabolic process. Gene Ontology annotation, molecular function: monosaccharide binding; glucose-6-phosphate isomerase activity; carbohydrate derivative binding.